GAGUCGUUCGCGAAUCGGACAUCGCUAGAGGAGAGGAGGAGAAUAGACGAGAGGUAAACCAGAAAAAAAAGGAGGAGAACGGGAGAGGGUGCUGACAUCUGAGGUAGGAACCUCAUCUGAAUGUGAGAAGCACCUCUACCUGCAGAGAUAAAGAACAUAUUUCUUGAGUGCUUCCAUUGUGAUAUACUCAGCUGGUACUGAUUUCCCAAAACCUUGAUGAUGCACUGAUUCUACACCAUGGCCCAGGAGGCUCUGUGGAAAUACCCACAAUCCUCAGCUCCCUGAAUUACAUUGGCAGCUUUUUUGGCUCAACGAGAAAACCUGUACAAGCCAUGAUGUCAGUCUGCGUGCCCUCACCACAUAACCCCUCCCCCUCUGUGGACGUAGCCAAUCGCAACGGGCCCUCUGCAACUCCGCCCAAUUCCCUCAGCCUGCGUUCCUCACACAAUCAACUGCUAAGUGGUGAUGUCAUCAAACCAGGCCAGGCCACGCCCCCAAAGUGCCGAAAGAAGUAUGCACUCACAAGCAUUCAGAGUGCGAUGGGACUCGGCGAAGGCGUGACGCCACCGUCGUCAUCUUCAGCAACUACUGCCAACCCUAAACUGGCCAAAAAUGGUGCAAAUCAGUUACGUAAAGCUGCGGAGCGACAGGAUCACAACAAGAACACCACCGAAGAAGACGAAGAUGGAAACACAGCUGGCGAAUCCGAGCUCAACAUCAAUGAUGAGUUGAGGAACGUUGAGGAAUUAAGCCUCGACAGUGAGUCUAACGUUGACGACGUUCACAGUGACUUUGACCCCAACAAUGAGCUUGUUGAUGAGGAUGUUAAUGAGUUGGUUGAUGAUGACGGUAAUGAGGAGGAUCGUGUGGAGUAUUGUGAUGACCUGCUCAUUCUGUCCGAGAAAACUGAGAUCGUUUCAGACAGGAAGUCCCCUGAGCACCUUAAGACCAAGAGUUACCUGGAGUCAUGCCUGGAUGACCUGUCAUACGAACUGCCUGAUGUGCAGGAUGAGGAUGUCACUAAGCCAUUGCUGGAGAAAGAGAAGAAUCCCUGCCCCUCAUCUCCACAGAAACCGCACAGCCCUGAGGACACGCCCCUCCUGUCUGUCGGCUCCUCAUCUUCCUCUUCCUCACCGGAGACGAAAAAAGACCGACCACGGACAGGAGCCAAGACAGACCGGGCACUAAACCGCAUCCAGAACCUUCCACACAGUGACGAGGAGUCCAGCUGGACCACAUUGUCACAGGACAGUGCAUCACUGGGCUCACCAGAAGAGAGCGAUAUCUGGGGAGAGCAGUCAUUUCAGACAGACCCUGAUUUGCCUCCAGGAUGGAAGAUGAUGACAGACAUGGCUGGUAUUUAUUACUGGCACAUUCCAACAGGCACCACACAGUGGGAGAGACCCGCCCCAUGCCAUCCGGUGCCAACUGGACCCAGCCAUGCCAGCCGCAAACACUCCCUGGGCUCCCUUUCGCCUUCGCCCACUCCAGAUCACGAGUCGAUGUCUCAUGCCGACGUGUUUUUCGGAACGUCAAGUCGUUCAGGCAGCACCGCUUCCGACAGCUCGUCUGAUCCCGCCCCCAUCCCGUCUUCUACAUGUCUGGACCCUACUCCUAUCCUGUCCUCAAACUCUUCCUCAUCCUCUGACGGCAAUGUUCCUUCCUGUGGAUUCGUCAACAGCUGCUACUUUCCUCGGUCCUCAUCCCUACAGAUAAUGCCAGGGAAGGACAGACACUCCGAGGCACGCCAUCGGGAAGAGGAAAAGAAACAGCCAUGGAGUGAUUUUGCAGUGGGAAAGAUUGAUAGUGAGAUCUGGAAGGAUCUACAGGCGGCCACAAUAAACCCUGACCCCAGUCUGAAAGAGUUUGAAGGCGCAACUCUCCGCUAUGCCUCCCUCAAACUACGAAACCCUGCUCCUGUGGAAGAGGAAGAUUCUUGCAGCAUUAACAGUGACCCUGAAGCCAAGUGUUUUGCUGUGCGCUCUCUCGGCUGGGUAGAGAUGGCAGAAGAGGACUUGGCUCCAGGUAAAAGCAGUGUCGCUGUUAAUAACUGCAUCCGUCAACUGUCCUACUGCAAGAAUGACAUACGAGACACUGUGGGCAUCUGGGGAGAGGGGAAGGAUAUGUACCUCAUUCUGGAAAAUAACAUGCUGAAUCUGGUUGACCCGAUGGAUCGUAGCGUUCUACACUCUCAGCCAAUCGCAAGCAUCCGUGUGUGGGGUGUCGGCCGUGAUAAUGGAAGGGAUUUUGCAUAUGUAGCGCGAGAUAAGGACACCAGGAUAUUAAAAUGUCAUGUGUUCCGCUGUGACACCCCUGCCAAAGCCAUCGCCACCAGUCUGCACGAAAUCUGCUCCAGGAUCAUGGCAGAGCGCAAGAAUGCCAAAGCUAUGGCUGGAGGAUCCCUACAGGACAGAACACAUGCUGGGCUCGACGUCCCACUACAAGCAGAGUUCCCCACACCAAAGACUGAACUGGUGCAGAAGUUCCAGGUGUUAUACGUUGGCAUGAUGCCGGUUGCCAGACCUAUAGGUCAGGGUGGCUCUGACCUCCAAUCUCGUCUUAUUUAUUGGACCCCAGGCAUGGACAUUCUCAACGGUGCAAUAGACAGUUUGAUUACAUCUUCAAUCCGAGACGACUGGAUCCCAGUGAUGUUGAAUGUAGCCGAUGCAACAGUCACAGUCAUCAAAGAGAAGGAGGAAGAGGAGGUCCUAGUGGAGUGUCGUGUACGUUUCCUGUCCUUCAUGGGAGUAGGAAAAGAUGUGCAUUCAUUUGCAUUCAUCAUGGACUCUGGGAACCAGCACUUUGAGUGUCAUGUUUUUUGGUGUGAUCCCAAUGCUGGCAGUGUGUCUGAAGCUGUUCAGGCAGCAUGCAUGUUGAGGUAUCAGAAGUGUCUGGUGGCACGCCCUCCAUCUCAGAAAGCCUGCUCCCAAGCACCCCCUGCUGAUUCAGUCACACGCCGCGUCUCCACCAGCGUCAAACGCGGAGUUCUGUCCCUCAUCGACACACUCAAACAGAAGAGACCAGUCACUGAGCUCCCCCAGUGAUCUGACACACAAGCACGCAUACUCACCGUCACGCUCUGCAUGCUUAUAACUAUCAGAAUGUCCUGUACAUACCUGUCCAGUCACAUGAUGGAGAUGAGGAGGAACUCGAGGACGAAAACUGAAAGAAAACCUACAAAUAAUUAUGACAUGAGCUGAUGCCAAGAAAAUACACUCACAAACACAUACCUGAUCCACUAUCUACAAGCCUCUCUCUUCCAUCACCCAUAUGUCAGUCGUGUAUAUCUGCAUGGAAAGCUAUGCCUCUCCAGCAUGACAAUAACCAACAGCCUCCGCCCAUCUAUAAACACCGCUUCAUCUGGACAAAGCCUGCUGAAAGAGAACUCAACCUGAAGAAAGUUUGUGUAAUUCAGAAAGAACAAAUUUGGCUGUUUCACACACCAGAGCUUCUUUGUAUCGUCACAGUUCAUAGCUGUUGCAUGUCCAUAUGUGUGUGCGGGUGUGUAGAAGAGCUUGAUGCUGCUUCAUUUGCUAAAGGAUGUUCACAAGUGUCAUAAAAACAAGCUUUUUUUGUUGCAUUCUUUGUUAUCCUGAUGAACACGAAAGAAGAAGAAUGAACUGAUGAGAGGAAGUAAAACUUAGAAGAUUGUGAAGGGUUGCACUCUGUUCCAUUCAAAGUUGGAUGUUGAAAAUUCCUACUUGAUAUCUUCUGAACAAGGUGCUCCAGUGCUCAAAAGAUGAAUCAUUAGCGAUAUUUUGGUGAAAUUUUGCCGGGAAAAAUGUCCAUCGUCAAUAGUGUGAAGAUGUUUGAAGCACAGUUCACACAAAAGUCAUGACAUACUAGUCACAUGGAUUCCUAUUGAAAUGGCUUGAUUUCAAACUCAAAGAUUCGCCAAACAGUGAAUGUCCUGCACCUUAAGACAACAGUGCUAACUUAGCAUUGCUUUUGUUCAGUGUCAACAAUGAAAUCUUCUACCAACCAAUUUGCAGAGUAUAAACGACUCUACGCAAUGCGCAAGUUGGAAGUUCGACUUCAAGUGAAGUUCCUUUGCACUUUUCCAAGUAGGAAGUUGGAAAUUGAGCGAAACGCAGCAUUAAUUUCAAAACGCAUCAAAGCUUUCACCAAAUGAUUUUUUUCUUUUCAAGAAGCUCUGCUGACACACUUGUCUUCACUGAAAGUUGAUGAGGAGGCUUGUAAAAGAUGCGAAUAUGAAAUGAACAGCGUUUAUGAAUCAAACAUCCCAUAGACUUGCCCUGCAUUAACACAGUUGGAAGGACAUGACCUGUUCAGUUCAGUGUGUAGAUGUAAAGUAUGAAUGUGCUUUUUAUAUUUCCAAAGUGAAAUUGCCUUUUUUUUUUCUUUUGAAAGAGAGAAUGUUGCAGAAGAGAACUGAAAUACUCAUGGAGCGAAAUACAGGAGGCGAGAAGAACUUUGCUUAGAGCCAAACAGUUCAAUGGUGUCACUUCUGCUUUGAACCCCAGCGUAGUGCUUACUUCCUCGAGAGGCUCUCCAGUGACUGAAAGUCAAAAAUACCUGACUUAAUAGGAACUAUCUUCAGCACAUCCAAGUUAGUGAAAAAACUAAAGAGCUAUUUCUGUUCCAGCAUCCGUUCCUCACGUUUGGAUGCCAUUAGUGGCUCUACAUGUCCUGGUUGCGCUUCACAAUGUUUUGUUUUUUUGACCCGCACGCACCCACGUGGUCUUGCUGUGCUCUGGCGUGCCACCUGUAUUCCUAGACCUACCCUUUCUUUCACAAGGGUUUUGACAAGUCACUUAUGUGUGUACAUACAGUAUCUAUAUAUAGCAAACAUCAUAUCAUAAGGCUUUAUUUUUCAAAUUUCAGAUACUUUUAUUUUGUCAUGUUUUUUUGGUUAUACUUGCCUUGGCAUGUCUUGUGAUCCCAUUUGUUCUGGCCAUACUGUAAAAAAAUUCAUGUACGUGUUGUAGAUAAACCAACUGACAAAACAAAGAAAAGAAGAAGAGUGAAUGACGGUAGAGAUUGUGAAUAUGAAUUUAUUUUAUGGUCCUUUUUAGGAGAGCUAGCUCUAGGGGAGGAGAUGUGAACUGUAAGUGUCUAUCUAUGCAUUCUUUUAGCUCUGAGGAAGAUUUGAGAGAGAAAAAAAGACACAUUGCCUUGCAUGUCCUGGGACAAUUUAAGAAGAAAAACUGUACUGAACAGAAAUGAUAUUUUUUAUUUUAUUUAUUCUAUUUUAUAUCGGUAUAUACUGGUUUUAUUGUGAUGUAUCAUAUGCUUAGACAUUCUUUACCCUGUCUCGGACAACAAAUCAAACAAGAAAUGUCAAUCCAAAAUAUUGUACAGUUACUCUGGUGACCCUCAGACGCUGCCUGCCAUGGUAACAUAACAUUUGAAAGGCCUUGUAGGAACUUUACAUUCUGCCCAGACCAACAUUAGAUAGAUUAAUGUAACUUCAGUCUGCUUUAGAAUACACUAUAUGAUGUUCAAGUGGCUAUUUUAGUGCAACCAAUAGUUACAGGCAUAAAAUCAAUCGUACAGCCAAACAAUCACAUUUUGGGACAUUCACACAAAACGCGUUCUGUGACAAUUUGAGAAGCAGUGUAGGAAAUUGCCACCAAACACAGGGUCUCAGUAAUCUUUCCUUCCCUAUUGCGAUAAAUAUCCAAGUGAAACGGUUUCUCGAACAAGAAAAAAUGUAAGGCGGGACUUGAUUUUGUCCAUUGGGAAUUGAUUGCAUCAUUUGCUAGUGCUGUGAUCUCAUGUGAGUGACAGUUUGUCCCGCCCUCGCGCCAGUAAACACAUCAUCAGUGUUUCCCCGCGGAAUUGGCCUACUUUUACACUGUUGCCGCUGGUUGUUUUUCAUGUCCGCGGGUUGAAGUGACCCCAAACUGCAUGAUAUUUAGCACCUGGAAAGCGAAUUUUACCAGAACCCCACCAAAAACGUGGAUUUUAUCCCCCGAAACGUGAUUUUUACCCCCCCACCCCCGCCCCUGGAACAUGCUUGGGCUAGUUUUGAGUAGCAAUUGGGCGGGUUUUGUUGUGAAAACCUGGCAACCCUGCACAUCAUUAGAAUUUUUUUUUUUAAGUAUGAUGUGCAUGGAUAAAUUAUUUAAAAAAAAACCACUGCAAUAUUGCAUAAAAAUAUAUGAAUUGUCAGUUUUGAAUUCAUGGUGACUAAAGUUGGUUGAUUUCAUGGUGACUUUAAAUGAUGAGUUUUAAAAAUGUGGUGCCCAUGUGCAAGACGCUGGGACAUGGCACAAUGGUAAAAGUCCUUCUAAUAAUGUAUAUUGCUAUUUAACAGCAAAACAAUUAAAAAGCAGUGUAAUGGUCUGGAAUGCCAUUUUUAGCACAAUAGGAAGCAGUGAAAGCUGUUAUAACAGUAAAAGGAAUAGCAUCCUAUUAAUUAGGUCUAGCGCCCUAAUAAUGAUGAUUUAUAUUAUAUUACACAUCAUUUUGGUCAUUUAGUGUGUUUCAAAAUGUCAGUUUAAACAGUUUCAUCAAUAGACACAUUCGUCAAGAUUGUCAUCAGGUUUUUCACAAUGACCAAAAUUAGAAGGUAUUAGUUUGGGCAGUAUGUAGAUGUUCCACUAGCUCCACUUUAACCAUUACUCCUGUAUCUUGACCACACAAGGCCCAUCGUAUUCUGCUUUUCACCCUGCAGAUAAUCAGAGUGAGAUGGUGAAAAAAGCAUUGUCUGUAUAGACGUGUCAAUCUGCCUGCGUACUGCACCCCCUCAAUCUCCCCUUCUUAUUCCGUCUUUUGCAGUUUCGAAAAAGUGCACGUUGGUUUUCUGUUCAGCUCUUUCAUGUGAGUUUCACUCUGUGAUUUUGGGUCUUAUACAAUGCAAUGUUUUCUUUUGGAUUCAUUUUUUGAUGGGGAGGGGGGAUGGGUUCAUGGCAAAUAAAAAUCAAUCACACUUUGUUUAGAAAUGAAUUCAGUGGCAACCAGCAAAGUCAGCUGUUACAUGCAAGAGGGAGGGGGCUUAUGGGUAAUGUAGUCCAGUACAAUAAUUCAGCAUAGAAUCAUCAUCAUUCUCAUGUUAGCCAAGAGUAGUGUGUUUGAUUGACUCUAGUGUUCUUGCAUGGUGAAACACUCUGAUUGACGACUAUCAGAGGAAAUCUCAUCACAAGAAUUAACAAGCUAAGAAUUAACACUCUACCGGUGACGUAAACUCGAACACGAUUUUGUGGAAACAUUGGCUUUCUCUGCUCUACACUAAUUUGUACACCAUAUAAAUGUAAACUGUUGUGAAAAUAAAUGGCAUAUCACAAAAUACAUCAAAA
Ctenopharyngodon idella (grass carp) is the source of this 7262-nucleotide messenger RNA. It is a transcript of the gene apbb2b, whose product is annotated as amyloid beta (A4) precursor protein-binding, family B, member 2b. Gene Ontology annotation, biological process: regulation of DNA-templated transcription. The transcript is spliced from 20 exons. Gene Ontology annotation, molecular function: transcription factor binding; amyloid-beta binding. Gene Ontology annotation, cellular component: nucleus; cytoplasm. NCBI's taxonomy places the organism in Eukaryota, Metazoa, Chordata, Actinopteri, Cypriniformes, Xenocyprididae. The record is from RefSeq and is a predicted model, not a curated record. Bases 333 to 3044 code for a protein of 903 amino acids.